AUGGACCCCGGCUCUGUGUGGAGCGAAAUCAAGUACAACGCGUGUUUAUUCCGUCAUUGGAGUCCCUAUCCUCAGGUUAGAACCGUCACAGACCCGUUUGACGACCCCGAAGAAGAGUGUGAAACUCUGCGAGUUUACGUGAUUGGAACAAUCUGGGUCGCCAUUGCCGCCUUUGUCAACCAGUUUUUCCAGCCCCGACAGCCACCCAUCCAACUGUCCGUCACCGUGGUCCAACUGUUUCUGUAUCCGUCGGGCCGUCUUUGGCAGUACAUUUUCCCUGACUGGGGCUUCAGAUACAAGGGGAAACGGUACUCGUUGAAUCCGGGGCCGUGGACCCAGAAAGAACAGCUUCUGGCGACCCUCAUGGCCUCGGUUUCCAACAUCCCGGCCUACAUUGACUACAACAUUUUCGUGCAGUAUCUGCCCAUGUAUUUCAACCAGAAGUUUGCCCUCAACUUUGGCUACAUGUUCAUGCUCAUGUUCACGUCGCAGUUCAUGGGAUUUGGAAUGGUGGGUCUGCUGCGAAAACUGGCCGUGUAUCCGGCCAAGGCCAUGUGGCCCACGAUUCUGCCGACUCUGGCUGUCAACCGGGCUCUUUUGGCGCCAGGAAGAAAGGAGAACAUCAACGGAUGGACCAUUUCGCGAUAUCUCUUCUUUCUCAUUGUCACCGUCGGUGCCUUCCUCUACUUCUGGGUGCCCAACUACCUGUUUACCGCGUUAUCCACCUUCAACUGGAUGACCUGGAUCAAGCCCCAGGACCUGGAUCUGGCCGCCAUCACAGGAAGCAUUUCCGGGCUGGGAUUCAACCCCAUCCCCACCUUUGACUGGAACGUGGCCAACGGCCUUGUGCAGGUUCUCUUCAUUCCAAUUCCGUCACUGCUCAACAUUUACGGAGGCUUCGCGUUUGGAGGACUCAUCAUCGCCUCAGUAUGGUACACCAACGUCUACUGGGCAGGCUAUCUGCCCAUCAACUCCAACGCGGUUUUCGACAACACCGGCAAAGAGUUUGAUGUGUCCAAGAUUCUCACCAACAACCUGUUUGACGAAAAGAAAUACAAAGAGUACUCGCCGCCGUACUACUCGGCCGCCAACCUGGUGCUCUACGGCGGCUUCUUCGCGCUCUACCCCCUCUCCUUCUUCCACCUGUGUUUCACCGAAUGGCAUCUGAUGAAAAACUCGUUGGUGGACAUCUACAAGUCCAUGAGGGAUUGGAAGAAGAGCAACUACUACGGCUUCAAGGACCACUUCUCCACCACCAUGUCUCGGUACCCCGAAACGCCGCAAUGGUGGUACCUGGCGAUUCUGCUCAUCACGUUUGGAAUGGCGAUUGCGCUGAUUGAGCACUGGGACACAAAGGCGCCCGUCUGGCUGCUCAUUGUCGUCAUCAUCUUCAACUUCAUCUUUCUGAUCCCCUUCACGGUCAUUCUGUCCGUCUCCGGAGCCCAGUUAACCCUCAACGUGAUCAUCGAGAUGAUUGUCGGCUACUCCAUCCCCGGCAAGGCCAUUGCCAUGAUGAUUCUCAAGGCGUACUCGGUGCAGAUCCAGUCCCAGGCCCAGAACUUCAUUUCCGACCAGAAGACGGGCCAUUACGGCCGUCUGCCUCCCCGAGCCAUGUUCCGGGCCCAGAUGUGGGCCACUCUGUGUGCGGGCCUGGUGGUGAUUGGUGUCAUGCAGUAUCAGCUGACCGGAAUCGAACAUAUCUGCGACCAAAAGUACCAGGCCGAACACGAAAAGUUCACCUGUCCGGGAGAAAUGGUCUUCUUCUCGGCCGCCAUUGUCUGGUCCAUUAUCGGCCCCAAGAAGAUCUUCAACAAACAGUACCCCAUGCUGCGAUGGUGCUUCCUCAUUGGAUUCGGCAUCGCCAUCAUUUUCGCCGUCAUCCACAAAUGGGGGCCCGACUUUUACCGAAAACGACGCCCCGACAAGAAAGACCAGAUCCUCAAGGUCCAGCGCCGACUCCAGACCUUCAACCCCUCCGUCUUCGUCUACGGCAUGCUCAACUACGCGCCCUACAACUUGUCGUUCAUGACUGGCGGUAUCUACGCCGCGGUUUUCUUCAACAUGUACGUGCGAAACCGAUGGCCAGCGUGGUGGGAAAAGUACGUGUACAUUUUCGGCAGCGCCAUGAACACGGGCAUUGCUGUGUCGGCAAUUGUUAUUUUCUUUGCACUGCAAUACACCAACGUCAAUCUCAGCUGGUGGGGCAACAAUGUCUCCACUGCGGGCAUUGAUUUGACCGGAGCCGGGCGCUUGUCGAUUCCCAAGGUCGGAUUCUUUGGUCCAGAUUCUGCAAACUUCCCAUGA
This is a messenger RNA of Yarrowia lipolytica CLIB122, 2304 nucleotides long. RefSeq lists its product as uncharacterized. Lineage: Eukaryota; Fungi; Ascomycota; Dipodascomycetes; Dipodascales. The record is from RefSeq and is a predicted model, not a curated record. Gene Ontology annotation, cellular component: plasma membrane. Gene Ontology annotation, biological process: transmembrane transport. Gene Ontology annotation, molecular function: oligopeptide transmembrane transporter activity.